GCUUUACGCAUGCGUAGUACGAAGGGAACGCUUUGACCACGUAGUUAGUGUAGCCUGCAGUAAAGCAUACGGAUUUGUGAAUAAAAAGCUGUAGUAAACUAAUUCCCGGCUGCCAAAUUAAAGCAACGGACCUUUACAAACAUGGCGAGGUACCUGAGACCGCCUAACACUUCUCUCUUCGUCAGAAACAUCGCCGAUGACUCCAGAAUGAUAAAGAUACAGUUCUGGAGAUCCCGCACCAAAGAAAGUUGAAAGGCGGUUUUAGCUUAGAUUCAAGCCAAAGACACCCAGGCGACAAGCAAUAGUGGAAUUGGGAAAAUAAAGAGAGCAAAAGCAUGAAGACAAAGAGGAGAAAAGAGAGCACCCAGGCUUCCAUUUGUCUUCCAAAGCGAGGAAAAGAAAAGUGUUUAUUGGGCAAAGACAAGCAGGAAACCUCAAGUUCUUCUGCCAAGAAAAUAAAGAUCAAGCUGAAGGUCAAAGGUCAAGCAGGUUAAAAGCCUUCUCUGUCCCAACUCUCCACAUUUCAAAAUGAAAGCCCUUAACAAUACAGCUACAUUUGAAGAUGUCCGGGAUGCAGAGGACGCUCUUCACAACCUGGACCAUAAAUGGGUUUGUGGGCGUCAGAUCGAGAUCCAGUUCGCCCAGGGGGACAGAAAGACCCCUAACCAGAUGAAGACCAAGGAAGACCAUUCCCCUCGUAGCGACGAUGAUCGAGACAGACGUCGCAGGCGGUCCCGGAGCCGCAGCAAUGAGCGGCGCAGGUCCCGGAGCCCCUCACAUGAGCGCAGACCUCGGAGGUCUGAGAGCCCGAGAGAAUCUCGUUCUUACAGUCGACACAGACGGAGCAGAAGCCGUGAAAAUGACAGGCACAGAGGUCCCCCUCGUGAGCACCACCGGACACACCAUGAAGCAGGCCCACGCAGCCGCUCUGCGUCCCGCUCCCCUCCCCCCCCCAGACCUAUGGCCAAAGGUAAGAAGAGCCAGUCGAGGUCCCACAGCCCAGCGGAGGACUUCCACCCCACCUCCAGCUCCCACAAACAGCCUGUGGGCCGCUCUCCAUCCCGCUCCCUCUCUCGCUCCGUGUCCCGCUCCCGCUCUCGCUCCAGAUCCUGGGCCGGACGUAAGUCUGGAGGCCACUGACAGUCUGUCCCCCCAGAGCCCUGAUCAUCUGUGUCCCAGGACGUUCUGUUCUGCUACGAUAACGAGAGUGUCCGUUUGUUUUUGUUUCAUCACAUUUCGGUCUGUUGCCAAAGGUGGGACGCAGAGUAUAAGGAGUUGAGAUAUUUUUUUAGUGAAAAGCUUUUUGUUUUUAAAUAAUUUCUUGGAAACCCCAGCCGGUUGUUUUUUUUUGGACUUGUAAUGUGGGAUGCUAUAGGUUAAUAAAGAUGUUACAGUUUGGCGUUGCCAAUAAUAUUUUUGUAUUUUGCGUUACCCAAUGUUUAUGUUCAUCCAUGUAGUAAUAUGCCUGUCUCCAUGUGGCGUAUUAGAAUAAAUAAAGAUACAACUUCAGAGACCCAGCUUACCAGUAUUUACCAAAUAUGUUGUUCCUGCUAUUAUACAGCAGGAAAGCUGUAUACUGUAGUAGCUGUAAUGAGUGUUGCAAUGGAUGCUACCUUGUGCUAUUACCUAGAACUUAGUUUGAACAAGAUGUACCGUCAGUUGAAUUUGUCAAGUGUUCCUUAUAAGGUUAUCCUAGUUUUACUUGGUAUAAUUUGUCAAUAAACAAUGUCGAUGAAGAA
Molecule: messenger RNA, 1739 nt
Organism: Notothenia coriiceps (black rockcod)
Lineage: Eukaryota; Metazoa; Chordata; Actinopteri; Perciformes; Nototheniidae
Product: serine/arginine-rich splicing factor 10
Exons: 6
Coding region: 529-1140 (203 amino acids)
Molecular function (GO): RNA binding
Source: RefSeq, a predicted model, not a curated record